UGGGAAGCUGCAGUUCCCGGCGGGGAGUCGCGAAGUUUCCGCGCGCGCGGUGGGGGAAGCCGCUUGUCUAGCUCUUGAAGGCGGGAGUCCUUCCCGGCUGCAGUUCUUGGCGUCGGGUGCAAGGAUGAGCGAGCAAGAGGAAGUAGCGUGAUCUCCGGAGGAGAAGGAAAUGGGGUCUCCUGAAGCAGCUAAGAGGAUCCUCCCAACGUGGAUGACAAAGAGGGUGACUGAGCCAGCACAGCAAGCAGGGAUGAAGCCAAAGAGAAGGAAGAAGGCAGCUUUGGCAAAGUUUGAGACUAUCUAUUGUAUGAAUGAAGCUGAACUAGUAGAUGCAGCUCUUUGCAUGAUGGCCGAGAAUUGCAAGGCCAAGGAAGCCGAGAUGACUUCGUCAGAAGAUGAGUCCCAAGGGCCUCAGCAAGUGCUGGAAAAUCCUCUCUGCAGUUCACUUAGUGGCAGCCACCAAGGCAGAAGAACCCCCAGUGUUGGACCCAAACCCCCAAAAGAGUUGGAGGCUUUAGGCUGCAUUGAGAAGACCAAAUCUGAGGAAGAGGAGGAGGAGGAUGCCUUAAAAUAUGUCCGGGAGAUCUUCUUUACUUAACUUUCAACCAUGAGCAGAUAAUGCCUUAUUUGAGACACUGGCAAUUUGGACACAUGAAGGUCAGACGAUCUGUUGUCCAUCCCUGUUGUGUAAAGGACUGCUCAGCUAAUGUUGGUGAAACACUUAAAAAAUGUAUUUUUUUCAAAGGGGCACAGAACUGGUAGAUAAGAUAAAAUGCUUCCAAUGGAUAUUUGUUCUGUUUUUAAUCAGUCACACCGAGUUGUGUUUAACAAACCUUUAAUUUCAGUAUCUCUUGUAUAAGUAACAAAGACUUGGGUUUGGUGACAAGACGCUUGAAAAAAUGUUAUUUGGCUACAAUUGCAUAAUGUUAAGCUUCCCAAAAUGCUUUGUUUACACUUGGAACUGAAGGAAAAGAAAAACCUCCCAGCAUCCCAUAGCAAUAUGGCUACGCAUCAGCCUAUAUAAUUAGAGAACGCUCCCACUUUUAUCAGUCACUAUCAGUAUUCUCAUGAUAGCAGCAGCAGCUAGGUGUCUGCAAUGUGUGUUCAACCAUACUUAAAUGAAUUCUUUUGCAAACAACUAAAUACAAAGGAAACCAGGAAUCUUGCACAUGGCAGAGAUGGGAGGCUGUGACCCUGGAGUAAGAUUCCCAUAGUCCCUCCUAUUAACCAUGCUGCCUAGGACUGGUGGGAGCUGGCAGCCCCACCAACAUCAGGAGGGCUACAGGGUCCCCACCCCAAGCAUAAAAGGAGCAGCAGGCCCCUGCACCGCUGCGUUUGAUUGAUGGUAUGAAUAAAUGGAGUAUUAGCAGCCAUCUAUACACAGGGAAGUGAAGUAAUCCUGGCUCCUGUUCACUGAACCCGUCUUUGGUUGAAAGCUAGAAAAUACACAACCACGUCCAACUUUAAACGCCUUUGAUCAAUACAAAAGUUGUAAAAGAA
Molecule: messenger RNA, 1500 nt
Organism: Podarcis raffonei (Aeolian wall lizard)
Lineage: Eukaryota; Metazoa; Chordata; Lepidosauria; Squamata; Lacertidae
Gene: CYREN
Product: cell cycle regulator of NHEJ
Exons: 4
Coding region: 170-598 (142 amino acids)
Biological process (GO): double-strand break repair via nonhomologous end joining; negative regulation of double-strand break repair via nonhomologous end joining
Cellular component (GO): cytoplasm; nucleus
Source: RefSeq, a predicted model, not a curated record